AUGCAGAGUUCACUCACACGAAAUGUUGAACGGCUUCUUCAUACAGGCCCACUUUGUCUUGCUGAAUCGGCCCCACCCGGACUCAGCAGGCAGUUGCCAUGGCGUCAGACCCACGGGCGCAAUCCCAUCUCUGGCCAGCUUAUGACUGUCGCGGGAAAAGCGGAGGGGCGAGCGGACACGAGCAAAUUUAGUUGCUCAUUUCCAGCCAAGAUCGCCCAACUCGAACUGAUAAGAUCAGUUUUGCCCGACAACCCAUCUCGACCAUUUCCACCCAAAGCCAGACAACGGCUGCCGACUAGUCUCGAAAUCACAUCGUCACCCAAAGUCACGGACAACUGUGAUUAUCGCAUGAUUUCCCCUUUCGCCCAUUCCCACUCAUAA
Molecule: messenger RNA, 381 nt
Organism: Protopolystoma xenopodis
Lineage: Eukaryota; Metazoa; Platyhelminthes; Monogenea; Polystomatidea; Polystomatidae
Source: the annotation of a GenBank genome assembly